Messenger RNA from Amphimedon queenslandica, 531 nucleotides. Its product is annotated as prefoldin subunit 4-like. Gene Ontology annotation, cellular component: cytoplasm; prefoldin complex. The record is from RefSeq and is a predicted model, not a curated record. The transcript has 5 exons. Gene Ontology annotation, biological process: protein folding. NCBI's taxonomy places the organism in Eukaryota, Metazoa, Porifera, Demospongiae, Haplosclerida, Niphatidae. The coding region runs from base 39 to 443 and encodes 134 amino acids.
AAGACUAAACUCCGGAUACUUCCGUUCUCCUAGAAAAGAUGGCUGCCAUUCCAAAGGGCAAAGGAGAAAUUGGUAAAGAUAUGGUGGUGCUGUUUGAAGACCAACAAAAAAUAAAUCUUUUUGCUAAAAAGAAUUCUCUUUUAAAUGACAUUAAAGAUCAAAUCACAGAGAAAGAGAGAAUAUUUAAAAACGUAGAAGAUGCUGCCGAUGAAUUGAUAUUAUUUGAUGACGACCAGAUGGUUCCGUAUGAGAUAGGUGAAGUUUUUGUCUUACUCUCAUUAGAAGAGGCGCAGCAAAAGUUGGAGGAUUACAAGUUGGAACUGCAAAAAGAAUUAGACAAAUUAAAAGAACAAGCCAGCAGCAUAGAAGAACUACUUUCCAAAGUCAAGUCACAGCUUUAUGCAAAGUUUGGGGAUAAUAUAAACUUGGAAGCAGACAGUUAGCAAUUGUAAAAAAUUAAUACUUAAAAAAAUUAUUAGUGAAAUGAAAUUGCAAGGAAAACUUUUUGAUUUAAUCAUGUUUCAAUAAUUA